Fonsecaea monophora is the source of this 1518-nucleotide messenger RNA. RefSeq lists its product as hypothetical. The coding region runs from base 1 to 1518 and encodes 505 amino acids. Lineage: Eukaryota; Fungi; Ascomycota; Eurotiomycetes; Chaetothyriales; Herpotrichiellaceae. Gene Ontology annotation, molecular function: iron ion binding; oxidoreductase activity, acting on paired donors, with incorporation or reduction of molecular oxygen; heme binding. The record is from RefSeq and is a predicted model, not a curated record. The transcript has 8 exons.
AUGGCCCUGCCUGAGCAGAUCCUCGAAUUCUUGCAACAUUCGUGGACAGUCCUGCUCUUAGGAUUUCUCAUUGCUAGACUUUUGAUCAACAAAUAUGGAGGAAAUCUGAAUUCAAUCCCUGGCCCUUUCAUUGCAGGCUUCUCAAACCUUUGGCGUGUGCUAAACACCCUCCUUUCUAACCCAGCCGAGACACAAAUCUCGUUGCACCGAAAGCACAACUCGCGUUUUGUGAGGAUUGGUCCUCGUGUUGUGUCCAUUUCUGAUCCAAACCUCAUACCGACCAUCUAUGGGAUCAAGUCAGACUUCAAAAAGACCAAGUUUUAUUCCAUCGCCGAACUGUGGUACGAAGGUAGAUGCACGCCGGGUCUGUUUGAGAGCCGCGAUGAAGCCUACCACGCGCAAAUCAGGAAGCCUAUCGUGAAUGCAUACAGUCUGUCUACGAUCCUCGAGUUUGAGCCGGCGGUCAACUCGACUGUUGCAUUGCUUAUAUCUAAGCUGGACCAACUUGCUGCUUCUGGAAGGCCUCUAAACUUGGGAUUGUGGCUAUACCGUUUUGCAUUUGAUGUCAUAGGCGAAAUCCUGUUCAGCAAGAAAAUCGGCUUCCUCGAAUCGGAAGUUGACGUUGAAAGCAUCAUGAUUGGGAUUCGCGGCUUUACCAAGUAUUUUCAGUUGGCUGGACAAAUCCCAAUCGUGGACCGGUUUCUCUUAAAGAAUCCUCUGAUGCUGAAAUACGGGCCAACCAAUCCAAUAGUCACUUUCACACUCAACCGAAUAAGCGAUAGGGUGGCCUGCAGGACAAAUGAGGGUCAGAGAGAACGCGACUUUCUCGAGAGAUGUUUCGAAGCCCAAGCCAAAUACCCGGAGGCUGUGACGGACAGGAUGAUCAUGCUGUACAACUUUGACAACAUUGCUGCCGGGUCUGAUACGACCGCAUUGGCAUUGACUGCGGUCAUGUAUUAUCUUCUCAAGAACCCGGAAACUUUGCAAAAGGCCGUCGAGGAGCUCGAUUGUGCGGGGAAAGAGCCUGCAUCAAGGAAGCAAUACGCAAGUCCCACUUCUCCUGAAUCCUCCCAGAGACUUGUUCUGACAAUUACAGGCAUGCAUCCCCCUAUUGGCCUUAUCCUCGAACGAUACGUCCCAAGCGGAGGUACUUUCCUCGAGGGUCAUUAUUUCCCCGAAGGCACGACUGUGGGAGUAAAUCCAUGGGUUACGGCACGAAAUAAGGAAGUGUACGGCGAGGACUGCGAUAGUUUCAGGCCAGAGCGAUGGCUUGAGGAGUCAGAGGAACGACUUGCGGCAAUGGAGAGAGCCAACUUUGCGUUUGGUUAUGGAAAGCGUGGAUGCUUGGGUAAGAAUAUUGCCAUGUUGGAAAUUUCGAAGCUGGUGCCGCAGCUGCUUCGUCACUACACGUUCUCAUUCGCGCGUCCUGAUCUGGAGUGGAAGGUUCGUGGUGGCUGGAUGGUACGGCAAGAUGGUGUUGAAGUUGCUCUCAGAAAACGCAUCCGAGGACCAGACUAG